AUGGCCCUGUUUCAAACUAUCGAGACCCCGUUGGUCAAAUAUGAGCAACCUUUGGGAUUGUUCAUCAACAAUGAAUUCGUUCGCGGGGUUGCAGGUAGAACCUUCCAAACGAUCAACCCUCACAACGAGAAGCCCAUAGUGGCUGUUCAUGAGGGCGACGAGAAGGACGUUGACAUUGCCGUGAAAGCCGCCCGCAAAGCAUUCGAAGGAGAAUGGAAACACGUCACUCCCUCUGAUCGCGGCCGUUUACUCGUCCGUCUGGCGGACUUCCUGGAGCGCGACCUCGAAACAGUAGCUGCAAUUGAAGCGCUUGACAACGGCAAGAGCAUAACUAUGGCCAGAAAUGACGUGACUGCUUCAGCGGGUUGUUUCCGCUACUACGGUGGCUGGGCCGACAAGAUCUAUGGCCAAACUAUCGACACUGACUCUGGUAGCUUGACGUAUACUCGACAUGAACCUGUAGGCGUCUGUGGCCAAAUCAUUCCCUGGAACUUCCCGCUAUUGAUGUUUGCGUGGAAAAUCGGCCCUGCUAUCGCUACAGGCAACACGGUCGUCCUUAAAACCGCAGAGCAGACGCCCUUGUCGGCACUUUAUGUGGCUGCUCUUAUUAAAGAGGCCGGCUUCCCUCCUGGGGUCAUCAAUAUUAUUUCGGGAUUCGGAAAAACAGCUGGUGCGGCAAUUGCCUCUCAUAUGGAUGUUGAUAAAGUCGCCUUCACUGGGUCAACUCUAGUGGGCCGCCAAAUCCUGCGAGAUGCUGCUAAUAGCAACUUGAAGAAGGUGACCCUCGAACUUGGCGGCAAAUCGCCUAAUAUUGUUCUUCCAGACGCGGAUCUAGAAGAGGCAGUUGAAUGGGUCAACCUGGGCAUUUUUUUCAACCACGGGCAGUGCUGCUGCGCAGGUUCCAGAAUUCUUGUCCACGAGGCUAUUUAUGAUAAAUUUCUCGCGCUUUUCAAGAAACGCGCUGAGCAGAACAAAGUCGGCGAUCCCUUCCACGCCGAAACAUUCCAAGGCCCCCAGGUAUCUCAGCUCCAGUAUGACAGGAUCAUGGGCUACAUCGAAGAUGGAAAGAGCUGCGGCGCAAAGGUCAUAACAGGUGGUAACCGACAUGGUAACGAAGGAUAUUACAUCCAACCCACCAUUUUUGCCGACGUGACCGAAAAGAUGGCGAUUGUGAGGGAGGAGAUAUUUGGACCCGUAUGUACAGUACAGAAGGUCCGCAGUGAAGAGGAAGCCAUUGAUCUAGCCAAUAGAACUAACUAUGGUCUUGCCGCGGCUGUUCAUACUACAAAUAUCAACGCCGCUAUCAGAGUAUCCAAUGCAAUCAAAGCCGGAACUGUUUGGGUUAACAAUUACAACACCCUCCACUACCAGAUGCCAUUUGGUGGAUUCAAGGAGUCCGGGUUGGGUCGAGAGCUAGGCGCCUAUGCUCUGGAUAAUUAUACGGAGAUCAAAACAGUCCGUGUGCAUUUCUCCCAGUCUUAA
Talaromyces marneffei is the source of this 1482-nucleotide messenger RNA. RefSeq lists its product as uncharacterized. The record is from RefSeq and is a predicted model, not a curated record. Gene Ontology annotation, molecular function: aldehyde dehydrogenase (NAD+) activity. The coding region runs from base 1 to 1482 and encodes 493 amino acids. Lineage: Eukaryota; Fungi; Ascomycota; Eurotiomycetes; Eurotiales; Trichocomaceae. The transcript has 3 exons.